Messenger RNA from Ooceraea biroi (clonal raider ant), 999 nucleotides. RefSeq lists its product as uncharacterized. The record is from RefSeq and is a predicted model, not a curated record. Gene Ontology annotation, molecular function: DNA binding. Gene Ontology annotation, biological process: DNA integration; DNA recombination. NCBI's taxonomy places the organism in Eukaryota, Metazoa, Arthropoda, Insecta, Hymenoptera, Formicidae.
AUGGGAGAAGAUUACCCUGGUUGCCGGAAUCUUAUCAGGACAGCGUUCGAAAGGAAGCAUGUUCCGAAAGAGGCACUGGAUAUCAUAAUUUCGUCUCUCAGCGACUCAUUCAUAAAGCAAUAUGACGUAUGCUUUAAGCGUUGGUGGAAUUUUUGUUUUAACAACGAUAUUCAAGCACUUCAAUUCUCCGUGCCGAAUGUGCUAUCGUUUCUUAGCAAUGAAUUUAAUAACGGUACGUCUUAUGGAACUAUUAAUAGUUUUCGAUCUGCGAUUGCUCUCCUUUAUGGACCGGAGCUUGGUACUAAUCAACAGAUUAAGCGGUUUAUUAAGGGAAUCGCGAGACUCCGGCCAUCUAUGCCGAAGUAUGAUUUCACGUGGGAUCCUAGCAUCGUUUUGAACUUCUUGGCUUCAUGGGGAUCUAAUGAAAUAUUAUCCUUAGAACAGUUGUCUUUAAAAUUGGCCACUUUAAUGGCGUUAGUAACGGGUCAUCGGUUUCAGACCCUCACAUUAAUAGAUGUCAGAAAUGUCGAAAAACGUGAUGAGAUUUUUGAAAUUAAGAUUCCAGAGAGAAUCAAGACUUCGGGCAUAGGAUGUCAACAACCGGUUCUUGCGAUUCCCUUUUAUACCCAAAAUGUAUUAAUUUGCCCAGCGACCACUCUAUCUAGUUACUUACGUCGAACUAGUGACUUAAGAACUUCACAUUAUAAGUUAUUUUUGUCAUUUAAGAAACCGCACGAAGCUGUUUCUACUCAGACGCUUAGCCGGUGGGUUAAAAAAGUUGUAACUAGCGCCGGUAUAAAUACCAAUUACUUUAGUGCGUAUACCACCCGCCAUGCAUCGACUUCAUGUGCGCGUCGAAGUGGUGUUAACAUCGACUUAAUUCUUAAGACGGCAGGUUGGUCUAAAAACUCACAAACGUUCGCAAGGUUUUAUAACCGUACUGUCAUACCAGACAAAGGUGUUUUUGGUACUUCUGUAUUGAAUGCUCAGGAUAAGUAA